Messenger RNA from Neomonachus schauinslandi (Hawaiian monk seal), 776 nucleotides. Its product is annotated as probable inactive serine protease 58. Bases 38 to 664 code for a protein of 208 amino acids. Lineage: Eukaryota; Metazoa; Chordata; Mammalia; Carnivora; Phocidae. The transcript is spliced from 4 exons. The record is from RefSeq and is a predicted model, not a curated record. Gene Ontology annotation, molecular function: serine-type endopeptidase activity. Gene Ontology annotation, biological process: proteolysis.
UGACCUGAACUUACCAGAAGAUUUUACUAUUCCUUACAUGGUCUAUCUGCAGUCCAGUUCAGAACCCUGUGUGGGAUCUCUCAUUCACCCUCAAUGGGUACUGACGGCUGCCCACUGCCCCUUACCUGUCAAAAUCCGACUGGGAGUCUAUCAACCCAGCGUCAGAAAUAAGAAAGAGCAGAUACGGAAUUACUCACAGAUUAUCCCCGCCCCUGAGUUCAAGGCGCAGUCACUGGAGAAUGACCUGAUGCUGAUAAAACUCUCCAAGGCUGCUGUACUCAACUCCCAUGUGGGGACCAUAGCCAUAUCUAUGGAGCCCUUAGCACUUAAUGAUUCCUGCUUUAUCCCAACCUGGACUUGGAAUGAAUACAAAAACCUUAGUGACCCUGACAUCCUGACUUGGAUAAACCAACCUUCUCAUCCCUUCGAUGACUGCAGGAAUAUGGCAGGACAGAGAAUGGCAGUGCACAUCAUGUGUGUGGGACAACCUCUAAACAUCAUAUCUAAAGCCAAGGAAGUCUCAGCUGCUCCAGCCAUCUGCGAUGGGAGGCUGCAUGGAAUCUUGUCCUGGGACAAAGGAAGUGUCACCCUGGGAAGUGAAGGGUUCUUCACAGAAGUUCAUCACUAUGCAAGAUGGAUCAUGAAAACUAUUAAUACCCACUGAGACGCUCCAUUCCUCUGUCCCCCAGGGCAACAUCUUCAUGAUUUCUAUACUGAAUUCACAACUCUCUUGAUCUUUCUUUUCUUGGACAGAAUCCAAAUAGAAAAUAUUCAGU